GGCCGAGUGGCACGUGCGAGCUUUCAUCGUGUCACGCGUAUCUCGUCGUGCCGCGUUCGUUUUCUCAUCCCGUCCCGAUCCCGACACGAGUCGUCGUUGCCUCAACUAAUAAUUGUCAACGGGAUUUAAGAAUGUCGUACAACCUGUCAAUCUCGCCGAGCUGCCCGGAUCCGAAUCUGGGGCCGAGCCUCGCGCAGGUGUGCCCGGGAUCGCAAUUUUUGACGUUCAUGAGCCUGUUGAACACGUUCGUACUCGCCAAGGAGGAGAUCUCGCUGCUGUGCGAACGAUUCAAACCCGUGGAACCUGCCGAAUAUUAUUACGAUUUCAUCGUGGUUGGCGGAGGAACAGCUGGUUCCGUGGUGGCGUCUAGAUUGAGCGAGCAACCGGAAUGGAAAGUUUUGUUGCUCGAGGCUGGCCCGGACGAGCCGCCUGGUACGGAUCUUCCCAGCAUGGUGGCCAUGUUUCUAGGAAGCGAUAUCGAUUGGGGUUAUAGGACGACGAACGAGAAGAACGCCUGCCUGUCCUCGGGCGGCUCGUGUUUCUGGCCACGUGGUAAAAACCUCGGAGGCACCUCGAGUCACAACGGCAUGAUGUAUACGCGGGGUCAUCCCAAGGAUUACGACAACUGGGCGGCGAUGGGCAAUGAUGGAUGGUCGUGGCAGGACGUCCUGCCGUAUUUCAUGUGCUCGGAGAAUAACACGGAGAUCAAUCGUGUCGGGCGGAAAUAUCACUCGACCGGGGGAUUGCUCAACGUCGAGAGAUUUUCUUGGAGGCCGGACAUUUCCAACGAUAUACUCGCCGCUGCGGCCGAGCUGGGAUACCCGAUCCCCGAGGAGUUGAACGGCGAUCAAUUCACCGGAUUCACGGUCGCUCAAAUGAUGAGCAAAGACGGUGUCCGGCGCAGCGCCGCCACCGCUUUCCUCCGCCCGUUCCGCAACAGGAGGAAUUUACAAGUCGUUACCAACGCCACCGUGACGAGGAUCCUGUUGAAGGAGAGGAAGGCGGUUGGCGUGCAAUAUUACAAGAACGGUGAACUUCGCGUCGCACGCGCCUCGCGGGAAAUAAUCGUUUCCGGCGGGGCCGUCAACUCCCCUCAGAUCUUACUUCUCUCCGGGAUCGGGCCCAAGGAGCAUUUGGCGGCCGUGAACGUGAGCGUGGUCCACGAUCUUCCAGGGGUCGGUGAGAAUCUGCACAACCACGUCUCGUUCACGUUGCCGUUCACCAUAGACCGUCCUAACGAGUUCGACCUGAACUGGCCCUCGGUCUUGGAAUACGUCGCGUUCACGAGGGGACCCAUCGCCUCGACCGGUUUGUCCCAACUCACGGGAAUCGUGUCCUCGAUAUACACGAGCCAGGACGACCCCGACCUUCAAAUCUUCUUCGGCGGUUAUCAGGCGGCUUGCGCUACGACAGGCCUCGUCGGAGCCUUGAUGGACAACGGCGGCCGUCACAUCAGCAUCUCGCCCACGAAUCUUCACCCCCGCAGCCGAGGUACUCUUCGACUGGCCAGCAACGAUCCCUUCGCGAAACCGAUAAUUCACGGGAAUUACUUGAGCGACCCGAUGGACGAGGCCGUCCUCCUCCACGGGAUUCGGAUAGCCUUGUCGCUGAGCAACACUAGCGCGUUGGCCAAGUACAACAUGACGCUUGGCAACCCCGCCCUCGAGGCCUGCUCCCGACACCCGUACCUAAGCAACGAUUACUGGAGGUGCGCCGUGCGCCAGGACACGGGGCCGGAGAAUCAUCAGGCCGGAUCGUGUAAAAUGGGCCCUGCCACCGACCGAAUGGCGGUGGUUGAUCCGAAGCUGAGGGUGCACGGCAUCAGAGGGUUGCGCGUAGCUGACACGUCCAUCAUGCCUCGAGUGACGUCCGGGAACACGGCCGCUCCAGCGAUCAUGAUCGGCGAGAGGGCAGCCGCUUUCGUCAAGUCCGAUUGGGGUGGUGCGCCGUCAAAAUGUAGUUCCCAUCCCACGAUCGACAACUCGUUGGAUCUAUUGCUUUGGGGGAUCAAAUACAUCGACUGGGACCAGGGUGACUGGUAGACCAAGACCCUUGACUCGAUCUCUAGUCCGAACCGGGUUUUAACCUUCCGGUUCGCACAGGAUAUUUGCAUCGCAGCUUUCGUUUACGCUCUCUUCGUUAGCCGGAUCGACGUGGUAUGUCGAAAAUUUGAUGUCCAAUAUUUUUUCUAAACGAACGCUUCUCCAUCCGUUUGAAUUUCUUAGCCUCUGUCGAUAUUUUCCCAUCCGUGCCAAGAACGCGUAGAUUCUUUUCCUUUCUUUUUAUUAUUAUUAUUAUUAUUAUUAUUAUUAUUAUCAUUAUUAUUAUUAUCAUCAUUAUUAUUAUUAUUAUUGUUAUUAUUAUUAUUAUUAUACACGUGAAAACCCGUUAUGACUUUUAUCGCGCUCGGCUCGUUCGUAUAUUUGAUUAUCUUCUUCUUUAUUAGAUAAACGUCGUCGUGUACGUCGAAACCAAAGAAAUGUAAAUUGCCACUAUAUAAAUGCGGAUCAAUAAAUUGAAUUAUAUAUAUA
Molecule: messenger RNA, 2531 nt
Organism: Apis laboriosa (Himalayan honeybee)
Lineage: Eukaryota; Metazoa; Arthropoda; Insecta; Hymenoptera; Apidae
Product: glucose dehydrogenase [FAD, quinone]-like
Exons: 10
Coding region: 132-2042 (636 amino acids)
Molecular function (GO): oxidoreductase activity, acting on CH-OH group of donors; flavin adenine dinucleotide binding
Source: RefSeq, a predicted model, not a curated record